CCCAGCCAACCAACAGUAAGUCGGCUGGUCACCAUGGCUUGCUUUUACUACCCGUUUACGCGAAUCUAUGCGUUUUUCAACGUAUUAACUCCUUAAGCAUACCACUUGACACCGGUACGCACAACCCGCGCGAUGGCCGCCGAGGGCAGCAGCAGCGCAAGUCACACAGCCACCAACUGCGGCGACGCGGCCUGUCUCCGCCCCUCGACGUCGACUACCGCGGGCACGGGCGGCCUUCGACCACGCGCUGUUCGCCGCAGAGCUCGAGCCGGAGUGCCGACCGCUGCUGAAACGCCUCCCCCGCCGCCGCCGCGUCAGAUCCCGGCGCCUCUGCUGGAAGAGGCUCAUUCCCCGGGUGCGGCGAAGAGGAGAGAACGCCUCGAGGAGCUCGUGGAGAGCAUCUUGCUGUUCGCCAUGAGCAGCGCCAUCGUGCUCAUUGCGGCCGCUGUCGUCUCGCACUUGACGGGAUGCCACCACGCCGUGGGCCUCUCGAUGCUCGCCGCCAGCAUUGUGAUAGACGUCGCCAGCUUCGUCGUGUACGUCUUCAACCGCAACGAGAGGACACGCGAGCAGCUCGCCGUGGUCCUCUUGCCGAUUCAGAGCGGCCUGUGGCGCAGUCGCUGCGUCCCGAAUGACGACGACCGCGACCGCGCAGGGUCGCUACGGGACGUCGGUGACGUGUGGCACGGCAGCAUCGUUUAGCUAUACCGCGAUCCGUUUUUGUUCAGCCACGUGGGGCGAGAAACAAAAAAAACACACAUGAACUGGCGUAUAUCAAAGUUCUCGCGCCAACGAACAAAGUGCGCCGGAGGCGUUUCCCGAACGGUGCGUCGAGAAUCGUUUACAGUGAUAUGCACCGUGGCAUUGCAUAGAAAUUGCAAACGGCCUGCAUUAGAAUAAAAGAAACAAACUGAACGGUGUUAUUAAAGAUCACCGUCAGUGACUUCCUGUACCGGUCGUAACACUCGAACGAGUGUGAUGUUGAAAUUAAGAGGUACCUUCGCCGACUAGUGCCUGUGUUUUGUGUUGUCUGAAAGCGAGAUAGUUAUUCUUUCUUGAUUUGUUAAAACUAACUCGUGUUUAUGUUAAUGUUCAGCAGCAUCUCCUUUUCAGGUUUAGUUCAUACUUCUUUUUCCUCAUUGUCCGUUCCUUAUAGAGUACCGUAAUGUAUUCAAGCGCUCUCCCGGCGAUAUGGCUACUGGCAUUUGAAAUGGCGCUUUUAUAUCGGGUUACGCUUUCUCUUAUCACGUUUCUGUGAGCUUAAAUCUCAGGCUAUAUCAGUACGCAGGCUUUACAGUAAAAAUGAAAGGAAUAUUUUAAAAAGUGCAUGUCCAUUUCGGUCGUAGACAAACUGCUGUCGCAUUGUCGAAAUUUUCGAUGGAAUGAAAAAAAAGCAAUUCUUUUUUUCUUGCGCUUUUUUUUCUUCUUUGGGCUCAGAUUUGACUCCACACUAAUAUACACUGACUUUGUACGCUUUCA
Messenger RNA from Dermacentor albipictus, 1479 nucleotides. RefSeq lists its product as uncharacterized. Lineage: Eukaryota; Metazoa; Arthropoda; Arachnida; Ixodida; Ixodidae. The record is from RefSeq and is a predicted model, not a curated record.